Messenger RNA from Nymphalis io (European peacock), 1432 nucleotides. RefSeq names its product homeobox protein invected-like. The record is from RefSeq and is a predicted model, not a curated record. Bases 275 to 1432 code for a protein of 385 amino acids. Gene Ontology annotation, biological process: neuron differentiation; regulation of transcription by RNA polymerase II. Gene Ontology annotation, cellular component: nucleus. Gene Ontology annotation, molecular function: DNA-binding transcription factor activity, RNA polymerase II-specific; RNA polymerase II cis-regulatory region sequence-specific DNA binding. The transcript is spliced from 4 exons. Lineage: Eukaryota; Metazoa; Arthropoda; Insecta; Lepidoptera; Nymphalidae.
UCACACAACGUUCCAUAAUAAAACCUCUUUUGAUUGAACUGUCAAAAAUUGUCACAAUAAUUAAAAACUCCUUCGUGUUAUGUUCGUCAAAAAUUCGUCACCUGAGUUUUAAUCUGUGCGGUUCGCGCGCUUUUUUAUGACAGUUUAAAAUGCGAGACUGUGCGUGUGUGAGUGGGUUUUUUACGUACUGCCUUUAAAAAGGUUUUUUUAAUAAUGUCGUGCUAGUGAUAUUUGCUGGAUUAUUUUAUGAGAUGGCGUAACAAAAUCAUCGAAGAUGGCGGCGGUUUCUUCCGCUCAUUUGCAAGAUCAAAUCAAAAUCCAAGACCACAGCGACGAUGACCAGGACCCAUACUCACCCAAUACAAGAGACACCAUCAGCCCUGACUAUCACGACGAGGAAAAACAAGAAGAAAGACCUAUACAUACAUCCUCUUUCUCCAUUCAUAACGUCUUAAAGAAAGAAAGAGAAACGAAUAGUCCCGAAAAUGUUUUCUCAACGGAAAAAUUACUGCAGAACACUCCAAAUUUCGAAGAAACUUCGAGGAAUUCAGAAAGCGUCAGUCCCAGGAUAGACGAUGAGAAUAAUGACAGGGCGGAUAUUAGUGUCGAUGAUAAUUCAUGCUGCAGCGACGACACGGUGUUGUCAGUUGGUAACGAGGCUCCUGUGUCAAGUUAUCACAGCGAGAAAUCUCAAGAUACACAAGGACUGACCUCCUUCAAACACAUACAGACACACUUAAACGCGAUAUCACAGUUGAGCCAGAACUUGAACAUCAACCAGCCAAUCCUUCUGCGACCAAAUCCAAUAACACCAAACCCAUUAAUGUUUCUGAACCAACCGUUGCUGUUCCAGAACCCUUUAAUGAACCAGGUCGAUCUAAAAUCUGGUAUGCCAAGGAUGGCGAUGCCGCAAAAUAGUUUGAAUUUAAAUCAGCAGUUCAAUAUGAAUUUCGUGAGGAAGAGUCAAGAGUCCCUGAACAGAGUUGAUGAGAAUCGACGUCAGAACCAUAACUUGUCCCCCAAAUCACCAGAUAAUGUCUCCGAGAGGGAUUUUAUCAAUCAGAACUGCUUGAAGUUUAGCAUAGAUAACAUAUUGAAAGCUGAUUUUGGAAGACGGAUCACUGAUCCAUUGACAAAGAGAAAAACUGUCAAAUCGAGACAGUUCGAAGUGAAAGCUACCCCAGUGAAAGAAACCUCUCCAGCUAAGGACGUGGAAGCGAGGGUACCAGAAGUUAAGCCAGGUGAUAAAGGUGCCAUUGAUCUAUCUAAAGGUGAUGACAGUGGGAGCAAUGCUUCAUCAACUCCAGGUACUGCUAGCGACGGUCCGAUGGUGUGGCCUGCGUGGGUAUACUGCACAAGGUACAGCGAUCGACCCAGUUCGGGACGAAGUAAGUACGGGACCCGCUCAGGGACACAACGUGAGACACAAUGA